Dendronephthya gigantea is the source of this 1724-nucleotide messenger RNA. Its product is annotated as beta-1,3-galactosyltransferase 1-like. Gene Ontology annotation, cellular component: membrane. NCBI's taxonomy places the organism in Eukaryota, Metazoa, Cnidaria, Anthozoa, Malacalcyonacea, Nephtheidae. The transcript has 2 exons. The record is from RefSeq and is a predicted model, not a curated record. Gene Ontology annotation, molecular function: hexosyltransferase activity. The coding region runs from base 214 to 1074 and encodes 286 amino acids.
UUUUCCUCUGCACUUAACCAACGUCUGCCAACUUUGCAGGAAAAUAUUGAUCAUCCAGUGUUAACGUAGGGUUUUGUGCCCAAAAUCAUGGUCAAUAUAUCGGGAUACACCUAUAAAUUAGUGUUGUAUGUUUAACGUUAUCCAUGCAGUUUCUGGUCUUAAAGGGAUCUUUUCACAGACGUUCUUGACCCUUUGUGAAAAAUCGAAAGCAAGAUGAGUCCUCUUAAACGAAACAGGAAGAAACUAGUUGUAUUAGUCUUCUUGGGAUUCUUAGUUUAUUCACUAUCGUUUUUGGAACGCAAAGACCAACGCCUAUCUGCACGGACACGACCAACAAAGACAGACGUAAGUGAAAACUCAACCAUUGAUAUGGUCAACGACUACUAUCCCUUCGUAGAUUUCAAACUCACAACUCCGAGAAUCUCGCCUACAGUUGGAGCGAUGAAAAAUGUUUUCAUGAUUGUGUUAGUGAUGUCCGGUGCAAAGGGAAACACGUUCAGAGAACGUCGCGAGGCCAUCCGACAAACCUGGGGAAACCAAAGUGACUGCGAACAACGGAAAGCGUCGCAAGAUGAAAGAUUAAAACACUUAAGAUGGCUACUCGUAUUUGUUGUUGGAAAAGCAGGAACCGGAACGAACGACGAUAUAUUGAAUAUCGCUGAAGCUCGACAACACAACGAUAUGUUGAUUGGAAAUAUCACAGACAACUACAUCAAUCUUAUUCUUAAAGUAUACAUGGGUCUGCUUUGGGCGAGCAAAUUUGAUGUAAAAUAUACAUUGAAAGCAGACGAUGAUGUUUACGCGCGCAUACCGCGCCUGUUGGAGUAUUUUGUGAACGCGAAAUUUCCAAGACCAUUUUACGGAGGCCUGAUCUACCCUCGUAGCAAAGUGCAUCGUAAAAUUGGAGUAAAAUGGACAAUAAGUUAUAAAUAUUAUGGUGAAACAAACUUUCCACGCUUCAGUCGUGGGCCAUUCUACAUUUUAUCCAGCGACGUUUUCGAGAAAUUGUUCAACUAUGUUUACGUUAGAAAACCCUUCCACCUUGAGGAUGUAUAUCACUAUAUGUCGCUUUAGCGAUGCAUGAUUUUAACAUCAAGGCAACUAACAUUAAUUCGUUCCACUUGUCACCGACAAUGCGUAGAUACGUACUGCAAAGAAAUAUACAAAUAUGUAAAAUGCUGAGUUGGAUUGGAUUCGGUCAUUUCAUGGAUCCAAAGGCGAUUAAAAAACUUCAUCUGCUUUUACAGUCGCAUGUGUGUAAGAAAAUUACAUUGGAUAUUGACUAUCAUCGUUGCAACAAGACUGGAUGAGGUCUUUAAUGUUAGGAAAUUACCACUGGAUGAGGUCUUUUAACUUUUACACUAACUUUUAAACAGGUGGAUUAUCCUUGGCACGUUCCACUUGGCAAAAAAUGACAUUUUAUCCCCAGGUUGUUUUCCUAAAUGCCAGGGCCGGUUGUAUCAAGCCCGUUUAGCUUAAACGGUGGUUAAGUUCAAAAUACAAAGCGAAUCUAUCGUUUUAUUCAAGAAGCAAACUAAAUGUCUUUAACCUUAAUACAAAGAUUCUGUUUACAACUGCAUAUUUAGUGCACAAUAUUCAAGUUUACUCAUUCAAGAAGGCCUGUUUCAAACGUCGCAUUUUGCAUGUGCCGAAUACAAUUGCUUGAAUUAUCUGCAUGCGAGAUGCGACGUAUGAAACAAUUGAAUCAGGGCUACCUUAAAGCU